CCGAAUUCCGAAACCAACACUUACAGAUGCUCUUUUUUUUUCUCCCAUUAGAAAAUGGUUGUUUAGAAUGGACAUUAAAUGUGGAUCACAUCAGUGCUGGAAUUGGGUUGCAUUUGAGUACAGCUGCUUUCUUACAUUUGUCAAUACCCUUUGGUUUCGUGCGUUCCAAUGAAGUGGACGCUGGAAGUGCGGGAGAAGUCGUCCGCAACCCACCCAUUCCCAAUACCUACCUACGGGUGGAAUUCGAACUCGUCUGUACUGCUUGUGAACUGAUUUUGCGCCAGCAACGUGACACCGUCAACACCCCCUUGAUCCAGUGGUUGGGAAAGGCGGAACGUCAAAACUAUACCUUCACGAUUGAAGAUUCUGCUGCUGUGAACUUCACCUGGGAAUUUCGGAAAAAAGCACCUAAUCCUGAAGUUUCACAAAGUGACCUGCUACUGGAGCAUGUGAAGAUCUAUCAACUGGAGGUGACAAACGCUAAGCUGUUGGGAACCAUUGGCUGUAGAAAAUGCUUGAAAGGUAUUCAGGAUGGGAAAUGCAUCUCCUGUCCACCUGGCUUGUUCUACGCUUCUGCAAUCAAUGAAACAACGCGGCAAGAAGUUGUCGAUUGCACCCAGUGUCCUGAGAACACGAUUCUCCAGACUGAUGCACACGCAACUCGCACAGUGUCAGAGGCCUGCAUCCCUUGCGAGCCGGGAACCAAGGCGGUAAAUCACAGUGUCUGCGUGGUGGAUACAGCGCCGGUCGUUAGCAAUGGAAUGCUGUAUAAUUUGACCGAGCUGCUCUUGAAGAACCGUACUGUGUAUGGAGCCAAUUUGUUCACACCCACUGGGACCAAGUAUCACUACGAAUACCACCUUUCCUUCAUGUAUGGUCACCCUGUGCGUUGCGUGGAGGAGUAUGAAUCAGUGGUGGUGCACUACACGGAAGCGUUAAUAUGUCGCCAAACUAUCGUACACGUACCUUCUGCGCCCAAUAAGAAGCAGCGUGUUCUACCUCUCAGACUUGGGGAUCGCCUUGAAAUGGCUGUACAGAGCAAUCACAGCAAACGAUUUUGGGAUGAAGUGAAUACCAAUUUGACGCGGGCUGGAUGGACUGCGGAUAGUGUUGGAACGGAUCUGCAUUAUAUUUUUGUGGCCAGCGGAUCAUCGGAAAAUUGCCCUUCCGGCGUCCGAACGGUUGUCACAUUCCGAUGUGGUUUGGGCCAAUCACUGCAGUCCCUGAACAGUUCGAUGUUUAACGAUGAAGGACAGCUGGAAUUACCGCCCUCUUGCCCGGAUGCCACAUGUGACGGAUGCACCUACCACUUUUUGUGGCGCUCUUCUCAUGCCUGUCCGAUCUGUUCUGAGCGCCAAAUUACACGGUUUUCCGGCGAGUGUCAUUACGGAUCUCGGCGUGUGUAUUCCAUAACGCGAGAACCAUGUCGAAUUCCAACGGAGCUGCUGACUGCUCAAGAAGUUCCCUGUCCGCUUCUUACAACUACCCAGAUUGUAGCCAUCUUCCUCACUGGUUUCACCCUCAUCACUCUGGUUACAAUAAUAUUUUCGUGUUACCAGAAAAACAAAAGACUGGAGUACAAAUACAUGAAGCUGGUUCAAAGUAAGGGAGGACUUGGACAACCCACAAGCUGUGCGUUAGAGGAAAAUGAGGAGGACAAUUUGGACCACUUCGGGCGUCGUGCAAUCCGGUCGAAUAAUGUGACGAACGCUGCUUUUGAACUGGAAGCUAGCGGAUCCGUGAAAGCGCCACCUUUGGCACUUAAAAUGCCCUGGCCAAUACUUGGACCCAUAUUGUUUAAGAAAGGAGACCAACAAGAUCUACACCCACUUCCGGAGAACGAGGUGCGUGGUGGAGUGGCGUGACAAACUUGCGUUUCUUGUCCCAAGCGAACCUGGAACAUAUCAGUCACUGUGCACCGUCAGUUUAGGUUCACUGCACUAUUUUAUCCCUUUUAAUGCGAGCUUUUACAACCACUGGUUGCAUUGGCAUCAAGCAGUGUGAGAACACCAUGUCUCAUCUUUCUUUAUCUUUGUACGUUUAGUGGUAACCCGCAAUUCAUAUCGACGACUGCAUCUCUUUGCGAUUUCUGUUGGCUCUGCUCAUUCCAUGUGUUUUUCAUCUGGCUGUGACUUCAUUCAAUCUGCGCUUCUGUUUUUAGUAGCCCAACUUUAAAUUUGCGUGUUUUUUAGAUAAGCUAUUCGAUCGAAUCCAUGGCCUGUUCCUCAUGACUCACCAUUUUUUCUUGUUUCAUUGUUGGCGGUUUCGUUAAAUAUUUGUGAGUUUGAACACAUGUUGACUUUUUAUGAUAAGUAAGCGCGUAUUCGUCAUUGUACCCGUUAUUUCCGCCAUGUCGAUCGUGUACUAGUUACCAAAUUCAAAUAGCU
Messenger RNA from Opisthorchis viverrini, 2387 nucleotides. RefSeq lists its product as hypothetical. The transcript is spliced from 12 exons. Bases 27 to 1865 code for a protein of 612 amino acids. The record is from RefSeq and is a predicted model, not a curated record. Lineage: Eukaryota; Metazoa; Platyhelminthes; Trematoda; Opisthorchiida; Opisthorchiidae.